UUGCGCCCGGAGGUCCUUGGUCGUGCGACCUGAGAUGUAUCUCGUCCCCACCGUCAUCGGUUGAACAUCAGACAUCAGACCGUCGGCGAGAAGCUCGAGCACGCCGGGCACGCUAGCUCAAGAUGCCGCCCUCCGACAUGCGCGGUCUCACGCAGUACAUUGCCGACUUACGAGCUUGUCGAGUUCGUGAGCUCGAAGAGAAGCGGGUCAACAAGGAGAUGGCACACAUCCGGCAAAAGUUCAAAGAGGGCAAUCUGGAUGGCUACUCACGCAAGAAGUACCUCAGCAAGCUCAUCUUCACGUACAUACUCGGCUGGCCCGUCGAUAUUGGUCACAUGGAGGCCAUCAACCUCAUCUCGUCUGCCAAAUACAGCGAGAAACAGAUUGGAUACUUGGCGCUCACGCUACUCAUGCACGGCGACUCUGAUCUGGCUCGGCUGGUCAUCAAUUCGAUACGCAAAGAUCUGGAUGACAAUAAUGAGAUCUGCAAUUGUUUAGCUUUGCAGGCUAUAGCCAACGUAGGCGGAAAGGAGAUGGCAGAAUCCCUCGCAGAAGACGUGCACAGGUUACUGAUUAGCCCAACAUCGCAACCAUUCGUGAAGAAGAAAGCUGCUCUGACCUUACUGCGACUGUAUCGGAAGUAUCCAGAAGUCAUUCUUGCAUCUACUUGGGCAUUGCGUAUCGUGUCCAUCAUGGACGACGAGGAUCUGGGUGUUGCUGUCUCUGCGACAAGCCUGGUCAUGACACUCGCACAAGAUAAUCUCGAAGCUUUCGCAAUAUGCUACCAAAAGGCAGUGGGCAGGCUACACAAGAUCGUCAUUCAGAAGGACUACUCUUCCGACUAUCUGUAUUACAAAGUGCCAAUACCCUGGUUACAAGUCAAACUCCUACGUCUGCUGCAAUACUACCCACCAACCGAUGAUCCGAAUCUGCAGGCUAGCAUACAAGCUGUCCUGCAGACUAUCAUCGAUGACUCGCAGGAGACUCCCAAGAAUGUGCAGCACAACAAUGCUCAGAAUGCCGUGCUCUUCGAGGCUAUCAACCUGGCCAUCCACCUUGAUAGCGAGUCAAGCAUCGUCAAUGAUGCUUCAGUCCUGCUUGGCAAAUUCAUAUUAAGCAAGGAGACCAAUGUUCGCUACCUUGGUCUCGAUACAAUGGCGCACCUCGCCGCACGCUCGGAAUCACUAUCCGCGCUCAAAAAGCACCAAGAUACAGUCAUACUCAGCUUGCGCGACAAGGACAUCAGCGUCCGGCGGAGGGGCCUUGAUCUGCUCUAUAGUAUGUGCGAUACAACAAACUCGAAAAUCAUCGUUGGCGAGCUGCUGCGGUAUCUACACGUCGCUGAUUAUGCCCUUCGCGAAGAAUUAGUACUCAAGAUCGCUAUCCUGACCGAGAAGUUUGCUACCGAAUAUGUUUGGUACAUCGAUACGAUACUUAGGCUCAUGGCGAUUGCUGGAGAUCAUGUCGGCGACGAAGUGUGGUAUCGUGUAGUCCAGAUCGUCACCAACACAGAAGAACUUCAGCAGUACGCCGCCGGCAGAGUCUUUGAGCAUCUUCGAAGUCCGACAUGUCACGAGAAUCUCGUCAAAGUGGGCGCCUAUGUUUUGGGCGAGUAUGGACAUUUGAUAGCAGACGAGGAGGGGCACUCACCCAUCGAGCAAUUCCAAGUCGUCUAUUCAAAGUCAACAGUUUGCUCUUCGCCAACGCGUGCACUGCUCCUUACAACGUACUGCAAAUGGCUCAACCUGUUUCCAGAGAUCAGAAGCCAGCUCGUCGCCGUACUCGAGAAGUAUACGCAUGUGCUCGACGCGGAGCUGCAACAACGCGCUUGCGAAUACUUAGUCGUCUCGAAGAACGAAGAACUUCUUGCUCUACUCUGCGACGAGAUGCCACCUUUCCCAGAGCGAGAGAGUGCCCUCAUGAAUCGUAUCUUAGCAAAGGGAGGUGAUGCGAGCGAUCGACGGACAUGGCAUAUAGGUAGCAAGGACAUCAACCAGACAAAGGAUGAAGAGCGAUAUCAAGGCUUGACGACGAGACGCAAGACCAUUGAUGGCGCCGCAAGUACUGCCAACGGAGCAACAGCCGCAGUCGCAGCAACGAGCGUUGACGACACGAUGGCAGGGUUGGCUGGCCUCGACUUGACUCAGCCUUCUUCGACUACAAACGGCGAGACGCCGAGAGUGGAAGCUGUGCCGCUCGUCACGAAGCACGCCGACAUCAAUGGCAAUGGCGCGUCAAAUCCGUCUGCGAUUCAGCCGCCAGUAAGGGCAAAGACGAUGGCCAUCGAAGGCGAGGACAAUUAUGCGCAUGGCAGUGCAAAGGCAUUUGAGCGUUUGACAUACUCACCAGAGGGCAUUCUGUACGAUGAUGGACAACUACAGGUCGGCAUCAAGACCGAAUAUCAUGCCAGUCAAGGCAGGAUAGCACUUUACUUUGGCAAUCGCAUCACGGCUGCCUUUACCUCGUUCACCGUCGCGAUUGACAAUCAGCAGCCCGAAGCACUCGGGCUGACCAUUCCGAAGAUGCCGGCCAGCGUGCUUGAGGGCAUGACGCAAGUUCAGCAUGUGAUCCAAAUCGAAUGCAAAGCCGUCUUCACUAAAGCGCCCCUCCUGCGCAUCUCAUACCUCGCAGGGUCGCUACAGACACUGACAUUGCGCAUACCGCUUGUGCUCAGCAAGUUCAUUGAACCCGUCGAACUUGCGAGUACGCAGUUCUUUGACCGUUGGCGGCAGAUCGGCGCCGCUCCCUUGGAAGCACAGAGAAUCUUCAGCUUCAAAACUGAUAGCAAAGGCAAGGCGGACGUUGCUAGGAAUCGAAAAGUCGUGGGCGGCAACCGCUUCGGCUUGCUCAAUGGUAUCGAUCCGAAUCCAAGCAAUCUUGUGGGCGCAGGUGUUCUGCAUUGUGGGACGGUCGGGAAAGUAGGCUGCUUGCUUCGCCUCGAGCCCAAUCAAGAGUCCAAGCUCUGUCGCAUCACUAUCCGCACGACCAACGCAGAAGUCUCAUCAGAGCUGCUCGAGAUCAUCUGCACACCGCUUCAAAAUCCAUCUCCAUCGAGGACGUCGACCGCUUGAACAAUUGUUCAUCUGAUGUAUUGAAAGUACAAAGACAACAUGCACAUGAAACUUGCAGCGUCGCGUCUAUAGUGAUCCUCAAGAAGGUAGCCAGGUGACAUUCUUCAUCAGGUCGAAGCUUUCGUACGGGACCGAGCCAGACGUCAAUUUGGGCACGAAUCUCUGGGCCUCUGACCACCGCUGAAAGACUCUCCGCCAAUAGCAAUCG
Messenger RNA from Mixia osmundae IAM 14324, 3279 nucleotides. RefSeq lists its product as uncharacterized. The coding region runs from base 123 to 3071 and encodes 982 amino acids. The record is from RefSeq and is a predicted model, not a curated record. Gene Ontology annotation, molecular function: clathrin-cargo adaptor activity. Gene Ontology annotation, biological process: intracellular protein transport; clathrin-dependent endocytosis. Lineage: Eukaryota; Fungi; Basidiomycota; Mixiomycetes; Mixiales; Mixiaceae. Gene Ontology annotation, cellular component: membrane coat; AP-2 adaptor complex. The transcript is spliced from 9 exons.